AUCAGUGCCUUUUCUCAUUUUUCAAUCAAAGGAGGACACAGCGACAGAACUUUGGGCAGGGAGGAGCAAAUCAGAGUCUACUCCUGCUCUAGGAUAAUCUAGGAUAAACUUCCUAUGGCUUGAAACAGUGCUGUGAAUACCCAGAAAGCUGAGGGGAAAGGUAUUAUUUUUGGCUGAAAGUCUUCUAGCUGGUGAAGGAACUCUCUCAUUAGUUACUCAUUGCCUCGGAAAGUCUCAUAAAACAACCGGCACAGCCUAGCAAAUACUUUUCUUCAGUGGGAGCUGAGAGACCCAGGAACUGAACGAGGCCUUGAACCCAUUUUAUGGACUCACUUCUUACUGAGCUACCAUAAAAUAUUAAAAUUCCGACCUUAUAAAUACGGAGGGGAAAGAGCUGUGCAUUUCUUAGCAGAUGCCUCUCCAGAGACUCUUCCCAAGACAUUGUCCAGGCUCCUCCGAGAUGGCACAGAGAAGCAGCCACGCAGUCCCUUGUGAAGUGCCUAUCCUUGUCCUCUGCUUUUUGGCACGCGCAGCCAUGGGUUUGGAACUGUCUGUAAACAACCACAUUGCUGACUUCUCCCUGUCUACAACGUCUGGCUCUCUUGUCUCCCUCUCCUGCCUCGCACGGAACAGCAACCAGGAUGAGGAACUGCUCUGGUACAGAGGAGAUGGGAAAGUGGAUCUGAAAGAAGGGAAUAAAGUGAACAUCAGUAACAUCUGCAUAUCCCCAGUCACCACGUCCGACAAUGGAGUCAUCUUCACAUGCAAGCUAGCGCGGAACACGUCUGUCCAGGUGUCAGUGACCCUGGACGUCCAGUUUCUUCCCCAGCUGACUGGAGAAGAGUCCCUCCAGAUUGAAGAAGGCAAAGACGUCACUCUGUCCUGCAACGCCAAAUCCAACCCUCAGGCCCAAGCAGCUUGGUACAAGGACAACUCCACCUUGACCCUGCAGCAGAAUCGUUACCAGCUGUACCAGACCAGCGAGGUCUUUCAGCUCUCCAUCAAAAAAGUACAGAAGUCAGACAAUGGGACCUACACCUGUAUGUUGAAAUCUCAAGAAGAGAGGUGGAAGGAUUUCCACCUGACAGUUGAAGAUAAGAAACCUGUUUUUCCCAUGGAGGCCAUCAUUGCUGCUGCCGUGGUGGUUGUGCUCACAGUGCUUUUUGGAAUAGUGGCUCGAAAAGAUAAAAUUUGUAAGUGCUUCAAAAGAUCCAGUGAAACAGCUCUGUAAAGACCACAAGGCUCCUGUGUGUACCCAGAAAACACCAUUGCUAGCAGGGGAAAAUGAGCUCUUGCGGGAGAUAUGAGAUAAAGCUCUGAAACAAGUUUUUUGGGGUCAAGUUUAUAAUGUCUUUUCCAAAUAUAAGCUGUUCUUUGCAUCUGUUCAUUCUAACUUACUGCUUAGAGCACUGCUGGGGGGUGGUUGGGCUGCCUGAGCUGCUGCCAGAUCUUUCCCUCUAUGCUUAUUCCUAAAAUGAAUGCACAUGCAGUCAGAUGUGCAGGCUGUUGGUCGCUUCACAGAGGAAUCCAUACCAGGUUGCCAAAGAUCCUGAUACUGAUGCAGACAAGUGAGGUGUUAAGUUGGCAGUCGAGUGCCUUUCCAUGGGGUGUUAGGAACAGUGGCGCCCCAACCUGCUGCCCCUUCCCAGGAAUCCUAUGGACAGCUCAGCUUGUUAGCCAGGAUGAAAGCUGCCUGGCACUGUGCACUGCUGGCUCCCUUGGCCAAGGGCAGCCCCGUGCGCUCCCGAUGCACAAUGGAAAACCUCUCCAUCCUGUGCCACAACAAACGCACCACUCCAGCAUUUUUCAUAGAAUCAUUUGCUUUGAAAAGACCUUUAAAGGGGAUCAGAGUCCAACCGUACCUGUCCACUACUAAAACAGAUCUCUAAGCACCUCAUCAACCCGGCUUUUAAAUCCCUCCAGGGACGGUGACCCAACCAGCCCCCUGGGCAGCUUCUGCCGGUGCCUGAUAAACCUUGCAAUAAAGAAUUUUUUCCUAAUACCCAAUGUAAGCGUCCCCUGGCACAACUCAAGACCAUUUCUUCUCGUCAUAUCAGUUGUUACUUGAGAGAAGAAACCAACACCCACCUCGCUACUACCUCAUUUCAGGGAGCUGCAGAGAGUGAUGAGGUCUCCCCUCAGACUUCUCUUCUCCAGACUGAACACCUCCAGGUGCCUCAGCUGCUCCUCAGAUAACUUGUUCUCCAGCUCCUUCACCAACUCUGCUGCCUUUCUCUGAAUGCGCUCCAGCCCUUCAAUGUCCUUUUUUGUAGCGAGGGGCCCAGAACUGAACCCAGAAUUUGAGGUGUGGCCUCACCGGGUCCUGGGAAGCUUUUAGGGCCUAAGGGUGACAUUGUGCCUGGCAAGAUGGGGAUGUUCCAUCAGUGCCUGGGGCUCCACCAGCCCUAGGAGAAUACGGCCAGCAGCCCUGAAUGGAGAAUGGGGCCACUGGCCCAAAAGGAACAGAGGCCAGUAGACCUGAGGGAA
This is a messenger RNA of Cuculus canorus (common cuckoo), 2487 nucleotides long. RefSeq names its product transmembrane and immunoglobulin domain containing 1 (gene TMIGD1). The transcript has 7 exons. The record is from RefSeq and is a predicted model, not a curated record. Bases 413 to 1231 code for a protein of 272 amino acids. Lineage: Eukaryota; Metazoa; Chordata; Aves; Cuculiformes; Cuculidae.